Messenger RNA from Camellia sinensis, 717 nucleotides. RefSeq lists its product as uncharacterized. The record is from RefSeq and is a predicted model, not a curated record. Gene Ontology annotation, molecular function: nucleic acid binding; RNA-DNA hybrid ribonuclease activity. NCBI's taxonomy places the organism in Eukaryota, Viridiplantae, Streptophyta, Magnoliopsida, Ericales, Theaceae.
AUGGUGAGUUUAAAUGGGAGGAAUUUCAUCAAAAGGCUUUUUGAUCUGAUCAAGAAGUAUUUGACCAAUCAUCCAGUACUUAUGCCACCUGUUUAUGGAAAGCCUUUGAAGCUUUAUAGUUCAGCAUGUGACCUGUCGAUUGGAUGUCUAUUGGCCCAGGAAAAUGAUAUGGCUCAUAAGCAGGCUAUUUAUUAUUUGAGUAAGAGGUUGAACGAUGUUGAAACUAGGUACACUUCUGUCAAAAGGUUAUGUUUGGCUUUACAUUUUGCUACCAUAAAACAUAGACAUUACAUGCUCCCUUCAGAAGUGUUUGUUGUAGCACAAACUGAUAAAGCUAUAAAGGGACAGGCAUUGGUGAAUUUUUUGGUAGAGCAUCGAUGUUUGCCUGUUGAACCAGAUUUGUUUGAGGUUCAUGUGAUAGAUACUAAGCCUUGGAGGUUAAUGUUUGAUGGAUCUAAAACAAAUGAGGGAGUUGGAGCUGGUAUUGUCUUGAUUGCUCCUAAUCAGUUGAUGUAUCAGUUUGCUUAUCAGUUGGAUGAGCAACAUGUGCAGUCUUGUAAUCAAGCUGAGUACGAGGCUUUAAUAAUUGGACUUGAGUUGGCCAUAGAGUUCAAGAUUCGAAAGCUGCAAGUUUUUGGUGACUCUCAAUUAGUCAUCAAGCAAAUGUUGAACAUUCCAAUGGAUGAAUAUAAUGAAGCCAUGACAAUUGAGUUAUAA